Messenger RNA from Pocillopora meandrina, 11293 nucleotides. NCBI's taxonomy places the organism in Eukaryota, Metazoa, Cnidaria, Anthozoa, Scleractinia, Pocilloporidae. The record is from the annotation of a GenBank genome assembly.
UACAACACGAUUGUUUUCUGCAACUACCAAUGAUCUGUCUGUAUAUGAAGCAUUAAAGUUGUUUCACUGCUGACUACUCAAUCGUAUUUCGGUCUUUUUUCCUUCCUCAGCUCGUCGCCAGUGAUGUAGUGUCUCCCCUACGAUGUCGGAACACUUCACAGUCAUUCAAGAAAAGGAAGGAGAGUUCUUUGGACCACGACAAGCGUUGAUUCAUGGCGUACGAUUAACAUUUUAUGCACCCAACAUUGAUAAAGACUUUGAGAGGGAUUUGAGUCGUUUUGAAACCCGAUCAGAGGAUAUUUAUGUGGUUAGUUUCCCAAAAUCAGGUAAGGCUAUAGACUGAGAUUGGAUCACAUUAAUUGUGGCAAGUUAAACGCAGUUAAAGUUUUACGCAGCCAACAACUAUGCAUGUAAUCUUUCGCCGUCCUGGGUGAGAAGCUCGCUUAUGUUUACAACCGAGCAAAUAAAUGCGUGCAAAGAAAACCAAUUUCCAUAAUUGAUCAAAUAAGUGCGUGAAACUGACUGAGUGCUUACAAACCUCUAUAGGAUCGUACAUCAUAGAAUGGUCGCGUGGUCCGAAUGGGUAACAACAGUCACGGCCACAGUAAGUUUAUCAGAAGGGCUAAGUUUCUAAAGAAAUUGUCGUGCUGCGUCAGUGAGGGGUAUAACAGAAUAAUUUGGUUUUAUCAACUGAGUUGAUAAUGUAAAUUGGCCAUCGUAAGGAGUUUAUAGAGCUGCCGUUUCAAAAAGUUAGCCCUUCGCUCGAACGAAGGAAUCAGCUUUACGAUUAACAAUUAACACGUCCAGCAUUGAUAAGGAUAUUAAGAGGGAUUUGCGUCGUUUUGAAACCUGUUCAGACGAUAUCUAUGUGGUCAGUUUUCCAAAAUCAGGUAAGGCUGUAGAUCGAUCCUUUCGAUAGGCCACUUUGCUUCACUUCGUCGCCAAUUUCUUUUACAGUGCAGUCUUUUGAGUGCUGAUUUAUUUGUUAAUAGGGACAACUUCGGCAAAAAAAUAGAAAUUUUGUCUACAAGACGUCCGCAAUUUUUGAAUCAUUGUUUGGUUGCCAUGUGAACUUUAAUAUAUUUUACAUGGUUUAGCCAUUUUAAACCGCAUGAACUCAUAACUUAAAAGGUCCUUAGGGAGAGUAAGUAAAACAGCUUAAUUUUUACAGCAAACCAAAUCACUCCGUAUAAUUGAUAGAGUAGCUCAUGUUUACAACUGACCAAAUUAGCGCGUGCAAGAAAUGCAAACCGCGGACAACGAGAUCUGAACUAAACUUUCUUUCCUUUUUUCAGGAACAACCUGGGUGCAAGAAAUUGUCUGGCAAAUAUUCAACGAUGGAAAAAUCAGCGAAGAAAGGAUGGAAAGUCGCCAUCCCUUUUUGGAAAAAAAUCAGCUUUUCGAUAGGCCUAGAGACGAGUCAGACGGGCAGAAGGUCUCCGUGACUUCCCCGCUUAAUUAGGUCACAUCUUCCUUACCAUGUGAUUCCAAUGAGUAAAGAGGAGAGCAAAAGAAGCAAGUAUAUUUACGUGGCAAGAAAUCCAAGAGACGUUGCUGUUUCAUAUUAUCACUUCGUCCUAAGCUUUGGCCCUAAUAGUUACUUUAAUGGGACGUGGGAGUUCUUUGUAAAGUUGUUUCUUGAGGGCAAAAGUAAGGAUUUUUAUUCGUUGGAAAUAGUUUUCGCUGUAAGCUAAGCGGAAGUUUGACGGCAUUACAAGCUCGCCUCCUACUGUAUCUGUAAGUUCGCUACUUGAGUAAAAACAAGCUCGCUCCCACCUUUAUCAGUUCGCCACCAAAUCUUUCAAAGGUACGAUGAUUUCGACGGCAAACAAUGCGUUCUGCCUCAAGGAGACGUGUUGAACGAUUUAGUUUCUAAAGAAAUUGUGGGGCUGCUCCGGUGUGGUAGUAUAUAACAAGAAAGUUUAUUUGUUUUUAUCAACUGAGUUGAUAAUGUAAAUUGGCCACCGUAAAGAGUUUCAAAGCUCACUUUUCGCACGUUAGCCCUUCGUCAGAGCAAAAGACAAGCCAUUUGCCAUUCGCUCAGACAAAGGGCUAACGCGCGAAACGUCAGCUUUGAAACUCUUUACGGUAGCCAAUUUACAUUAUGAACUCGGUUGAUAAAACAAAAAUUAUCUUGAAAGGUUUAGGGGCGAGCUGGAAAAGGUAGGUGCAAACCUGUGUCACUUCAGGGGGCGAACUCGCAAGGGAAGGUAGGAGAGCGAACUUGCAAUGGGGUGAAACUUCCAUAAACCGUUAGACAUCUGUGAUCAAAUGAAAUGAUUGUAAAUUUGAAUCAUUUCCUGCAGAUUCAUAUGGCUUUUGGUCUGAUCACGUGCUGCCCUGGUGGAAACACAGAGAUGAACCUCACGUCUUAUUUCUCAAAUAUGAAGAUUUAAAGAAGGUGAGCUAUUUUCAUGCUUUACUCAUCUUUGUUUUAGUUGGACUACAAAUACAUAAGAUCAACCUUCACUAGUCCGACCAUUAUAACGCGAAUCCGAGACUGCUAUCAGUAAGGAAGCAGAUAUUGCGCAACCAUAAAACCCCUCUAAAUAAAUAGUGAGUAGUUGCACAAGUCUAAACUUGUAAUGAUUUCCUUAAAAACCCAUUUACCUUUCAGGAUCUUUGUGGUAACGUUCGACUAAUCAGUGAAUUUCUCGAGAAGCCACUUUCAGAUGAAAUGAUCCGCAAAAUCGCCCACCAGUGUACGUUUGCGGAAAUGAAGAAAAACUCCAACUCUUAUGUCAUUUCGGCAUAUGCCACACAGCAAGUUACAAAACGUAAAUAUAAUUCUUUUUGGUGCCUUUCUGGGUGCCACCGAUGCCUUUUCCGAUACCUCCAUUGUUUAUUACAGUAGUAAAAGAUAUAUGUGCAAUCAGCACUUUUGAAAUAUUGCUUAACAUUUCAUUUAGCAGAGUACACUGUUAACGUUUCGGCUUUAUAAGACCUUUGUUUUCCGCAACUAUAAUUGAUAUGUCUCUACAUGAGGUAUUAAACUUGUUUACCCGCUGACCACUCGUAUUUCAUUUUUCAUAACAGUUAUUCUUCCCCCGCUCGUCGCCCGUGAUGUAGCAACUCUCGAAAUGGUUUAGCGUGACGACAAAUGGUUUAGUAAAAACCGAAAUGGUUUAGUGUUACAGCAGUUGGUUUAAGCUGUAACCGCCAAAAAUAUAAAAGUGAAAUGGACAAAUCAAGCUUGAAAUGAAACAGUUUAUGUGGAGUCUUACGUAACAACCCUUACGUCAUUCAGAUCGAAUUUGGCGCGAAAUUCACCAGAACGAUCGCGUUAAUGAGGUAUUCGCCACGUCGUACACUCGACGUUCAACACAGGAAGAAAUUAUUUCUGUAGCCUCGUCUACUAGACUCAGCGAGCCUUAUUCCGGUAAUAGUCAUUUUUUAUGUUUGCCUAUUAUCGCUUGUUAGCGAAUAAAUUUAUGCCCUCGUCAUCUUACCGCAAUAUCAGUAAGUAAAUGAUAUUUCGGAUGAAACCGUUUUCAGUAGCUUAAUAAUCAGUUAGUAAAAAUGAAAGUAAACUUAAGUUUAUAUUUCACAAUAAAGUCUCUUCUUAUUGUUUCAAACCAUACGUUUUUUAAUCUCCAAUUGUUAUAGUUUGUUAAAAUUAAGGAAAGCCGCAGCUAUCGGAAAUUUUAUCCUGAGGUCGUAAAGUUUCUAAUAGUUGCGGCUUAACCAUGUUGGGAGUUCAAAUUGCCAUUAGUCAGUUUCAAAUUGUUCUUUUCAGUUUCUUACCGUGAAAACUGCCGUUCUUUGAAUAGAUAAUUCUUACCGUGGUUAUUCCUAACCAUGGUAAGAAUUCUCCAUUUUACUACCUCAAGAUAAUAUCAGAAUCUGAAACAAAAGGAAUGACAAAAAUACAGAUAGAAUGCAUCAUUUUACGCGACAGUACACUUACAGUCUAGACAGUCAGAACCAUAGCUAGAAAACGUGAUAAAGCGAUUUGUUUUAAGACGACGAAACUACAACUAAAGGGCGCCUAAAAACUAUAAAACUAUAUAGUUAAAAACUACAUAGUUAUAUAUAGUUUAUAGAGAAAACUGCUGUACUUUAAAUGGAGAAUUCUUACUAUGAUUAGGCGUGACGGUAUCCGCCGCUUUCGCCCCCUAUCGAGUUCGCCCCUUCGAGUUCACCCCUACCUUAUACCGUGUUCGCCCCCACACUUUUCGAGUUUGACCCCAUCAAGUCGAGUUCGCCCCUUGAUUGAGUGAUAUCCAGAUGAGUUGAUUCGUAAGUUGAUGAGUAAAUUCUUCAGUCUUAAUUUUAUAACUAAAGCUAAACGGGUACAAGUCUAACAACUUAAGCAAUGCUGUCGCGAUGAAAGCGUGGUUCGCAUCUUCUCAAGUCUGGUUGUUACGAUCACCACAUUUCGUGUUCGUUAAAUAAACCGUGUGGUUCUCUUUAUCACAAGUUCAGUGUAUACAGUUAUUUCUGGUAACCCCAGAUCCCACGCAGAGUAUUUAGUUGAUUCCGUCAACCAGUUCCCAAGCAGGUUCCACGCAAUUGCCGAAAUUCCAAAUGGUCGUCGCUGACGUGACAUUUGGCACAUUCUGCUAGUGCCUUCGUCACAAAUCAACUCAUCUGGAUGUCACUCAAUCAAGGGGCGAACUCAACUUGAUGGGGUCGAACUCGAAAAGUGUGGGGGCGAACACGGCAUAAAGUGGGGCGAACUCGAAGGGGCGAACUCGAUAGGGGGCGAACGCGGUGCAAUUCGGCGUGACCAUGGUAAUGUUAAACGAUAAAGAUAGAACUAUAUUUAACCUGAAAUAUCGUAAAGGCUUCCUUACAUUGGUGUUGGGAAAAAGAAUGGAAAUAUUAUAUUACUUUAAGCCAUUCGAUACAAAAAUUAUAAUAAGACAGGUUGAUUAUUUCUUAGGUAUCCGCCGCUUUCGCCCCCUAUCGAGUUCGCCCCUUCGAGUUCGCCCCUACCUUAUACCGUGUUCGCCCCCACACUUUUCGAGUUCGACCCCACCAAGUCGAGUUCGCCCCCGGAUUGAGUCAUGUCUAAAUUAGUUGCUAUCGAACAUUGCAAACAAGUUAGAACCAAGACAAGAUUUGAAUUUUAAUUGACCGACGCAUUCUCUCAAGACGUGACAUUUGGAACAUUCUGCUAGUGCCUUCGUCACAAAUCAACUCAUCUGAAUAUCACUCAAUCAAGGGGCGAACUCGACUUGAUGGGGUCGAACUCGAAAAGUGUGGGGGCGAACACGGCUUAAGGUAGGGGCGAACUCGAAGGGGUGAACUCGAUAGGGGGCGAACGCGGUGCAAUUCAUUUCUUAUUCCUUUUGGCGGUCUCAUCUAAGUACAAUUUCUUUCACCUUUUUCUUAUUGCGGUUGUGAAUUUGGUACGGAAACAGUUGCUCCGUUUCUACGGUGAUUAAAUCUUGUACUAUUUUGUGAUAAGCUAUGUUUUUAAUUAUGUAAAUUUUCUAGUUGUAAAUCUUUCUGGUAAAAGUUAACCUCGCGCACUCCUGCUUCUUAUACAAAUUCUUAGUCAAAUUCUUAGUCAAAUUCACGAUUCCAGAAUAUUUCUUAAAUUUUUAAAUAAACACCUUCAACACCUCUUCUUAAAGGUGACUCUGAUUGUAAAUAGCUUAUGCUUUUUCAUUUCCGCACUGAAUUUGUAAUUAUAUAACUUAUGCGAAUAGCGCGUAGUUUUUUUGGGGGCGGUACCUUAAGUACGCCCCUUCUUCUCCGAAUUUUCUGUUUACUCUGUUGUUAUAUAACAAUCUUCUAAGGCUAUUUUCUCGUAAACUAUCUUUUCAAGCGUAAUUUCAAUUCUGCCAAUAGGUUAAUUAUAAUUUUUAUAUUAUCAAUCUUGUCUUUGUUCUGGCCGAUCCUAACCGUAAAAUUAAGAAAUCUAAGGUAGAAGAUGAUUUUGUGAUUGCGUAAACAACUCGAAGGCGCAUACUUAGUAUGCAGGAACUGCCGUAGGUACUCUAACGUGAUUCGCUGGCUGAAACGGAGCGAUCGCAAUGUAAGAAGAUUGACAGCUUAGAAGUGUCAUCUUUGGUGUCACCUUUAUAAGCUGGUGAACAGCAUCUUUCAAUCAGGGAAUAUAGCAAAGUAAAAUAGUGUGGACUUAUGUCGAAAGGAAUAAGUUGAACUGUGGUGAAUAAGAUCAGUACUGGGCUAGUCCCCGAAAGUAAGAAUUGUACUAAGAGUUCAACUAGAAAAUAAAGGAGAUUCAACCGAGUGUUGGAGAGAAAUUCUUCUAAAAGUAAUAAUUCACCAUUUUAACUACCUCAAGAUAGAAUAAGAAUCUGAAACAACCGGAAUGACAAAAAUACUGAUAAAAUGCAGGAUUUUACGCUUCAGCACAUUUAAAGUCUAGACAGUCAGAAUCACUGCCAGGAAACGUGAUAAAGCGAUUCACUGUUUUAAGACGACGAAACUACAAUUAUAGGGCGCCUAAAAACUAUAAAAGCUAUAGGGUUGUGACGUAAGACCCCGCAUAAACUGUUCCAUUUCAAGCUUGACUUGUCCAUGUCACCUUUGUAUUUUUGGCGGUUACAGCGUAAACCUACUGCUGUAGCACUAAACCAUUUCGGUUUGUACUAAACCUUUUGUCGUCACGCUAAACCUUUUCACUUUACGGUGAGUAGAUUGACAGGGUCGUAACAAGGUAUAUGAGAUCAGGGAUCACAGCCCCGGGAUCUGGGAUCACAGCACUUGGGAUCGGGAUCAGCAGUGUUUUAGUGGAAUCAGGGAUCAAAAUUGUGAACGUUUUUGGGAUCAGGGAUCAAAAUUCCCAAUGUUUUUGUGAUCAGGGAUUAAAAUUCUCAACGUUUUUGUGAUCAGGGAUCAAAAUUUGGGGCGAAAAUACAGGAUCAGUUAUGAAAAAAUAUACCUUGUUACGACCCUGAGAUUGAUGCGACACUAAGCCAUUUCGGCUUACGAUUAACCAUUUGCCGGUAACUUAAGCCAUUUCACACUACUCUGAACCGUUUGUGUUAAGUCACGGAACCAAAAUACAGUUAGCUGAACUGUUUGUCAUUUCGACACUGAACAAUUUCAGUUAACACUUAGCCAAUCAUGUUUUUAUUUAAUCAGUUCAACAAGGGUGGCUACACAGUUCUGAAUUGUAUAAACCAUUUUUGUUUGAAUAUUUCAUUUCACCAAAGGCGACAUGUCCAUUAGUAUUAUAAAAAAAUUUCUUGUGAUAAGAUAAACCGUUCUUGAAGAGACAAUUAGACCAUUUCUGUUCAUUACAAACCAUUUGUUAUUAUAAGUAAGUGUUGCGCAGUAGUGUAGACGUUACAAACCAAUGAUGUCGGAACGUUUCACAGUCAUCCAAGAGAAGGAAGGAGAGUUCUUUGGACCACGACAAGUGCUUAUUCGUGGCGUACGAUUAACAAUCAACGCGCCCAGCACUGGUAAGGAUCUUGAGAGGGAUCUGAGUCGUUUUGAAACCCGUUCAGACGAUGUCUAUGUGGUCAGUUUUCCAAAAUCAGGUAAGGCUAUAGAUCGAUUCUUUCGACUGGCCACUUUGCUUCACUUCGUCGCCGAUAUCUUUUACACUGCUGUCUUUUGAGUGCUGACUUAUUUGUGAAUAGGGACAAUUUCGACAACAAAAAAAAACGAAAUUUUGUCCAUAAGACGUCCGCAACACAUGCCAUUUUUGAAUAAUUGUUUGGUUGCCGUGUGAACUUUAGAGGGCAUGUAAACCCUAAAAACGUUAAUUUUAGAGAAUGAUAUAUUUUCGUCUUGUCACGAGCGUGGGACAAAGAAAUAAUUCUGAGUCCCUAUGAGGAAUCGAACCUCAGACCUUCGGAUUCCGUGCUCCAAUGUUCUAUCACUAAGCCAUAGAGACUACACGGUGUGCAAGGUCUGUUACGAAGUCCAUAUGACACAUGUCCUGCAUACUGCUAGGAUCAGCAAUAUCGAUAGCAUAAUGUUUGUAGAUAGAAAUAAGAGAGAUGGUAAGUUUUGAGCUCGGUAAAGAAAUAGAGAUGUUUUUUUUCGUCUUCUCACGAGCGUGGGACAAAGUUUUUCUUUUCACAUAGAUGUUUAGUAAAUAUAUCAAGUACACCAAAGGUACCAUUCGUUUUUUUCUGAAAAGUCCAUUUUCACUUUGUAAAAGCUCUUGCAAAUUCGAAACAUUCGCCAUCUUAAAUGGCGCCAUCUUUCCUGUGACCUGAGGGGUGGAACCUCCAAAGUUACGUUUUAUGACACGUAGGAGUCUUCUCCACAGCCAUUGUUUGCCGGUCUAGUCAUGAGUUUUUACUAACAGUUUGCUUCAAUAUAUUCAAUGUUUUCAUAAUGGUAGAAAGUUGUAUCGUCCAGUUUUGUACUGAUUCAAACAAAACUGGGCAUACAAUGCAUAGAUUUCCAAAUGACACAAAUUUGAAGCGACAGUUGGUGAACUUUGUUCAGGUGAAAAAAAAGAUUUCUAUUGCAUUCCGAUUGUACUCUUGCUUUAUUGGAUUUUCAUGUCAGAUACAAAUAAAUCAUACAGUAAAUUAAAUACCCGUCUGAGUUUCCGAAACGGUAACAUCGCUGUCAACAUGUUCUCUACAGUCCUUGUGCGAAUCCCCUUCGGUGAACCCUACGCGACUCAUAUGUUAAGGACGUGGCCGAGACUCUCCUAAAGAUUCUGGAUUAUCCCCAUCGCUGUCAUAUACUAGGUUUAAGGCAUUCGUGUCACUCUCUUCUGAAAAAACAUCGUCCAAACCACUGCUACUAAUACGUGCUGCAAUACCAAUCUUACUGUGGAAUAUGUGUUGCGCAAUAUUUUAGUUCCAACGCUUACUUCAUAAGUGUUUUCACGGGAAGUGGAAUUUCUCCCUAAUAUAAGUCGAAUUGGACAAAACAAAUCUCAAAUUCGUUUUCUAUGCCACUUUUUUCAUAGUAUAUGAAAAACAUGUAUUUUUGGGUUUACAUGCCCUUUAAUAGAUUACAUUGUUUAGCCAUUUCAAACCACGGACCUCAUAGCUUAAAAGGUCAGUAGGGAGAGUACGUAAAACAACGUAAUUUUUUACAGCAAACCAAAUCACCACGUAUAACUGACAGAAUAGCUCAUGUUUACAACCAAAUAUGACCAGAUUAAAGCGUGCAAGAAAUGCAAACUGCGGACAACGAGAUCAAUCCUUGAACUAAACUUUCUUUAUUUUUUCUCAGGAACAACUUGGGUGCAAGAAAUUGUCUGGCAAAUACUCAACGAUGGAAGAAUCAGCGAAGAAAGGGUGGAAAGUCGCUAUCCCUUUUUGGAAAAAAGUCAGCUCUUCGAUAGGCCCGGAGACGAGUCAGACGGGCAGAAGGUCUCCGUGACUUCUCGGCCCAGUCCCCGCUUAAUUAAGUCGCAUCUUCCUUAUCAUGUGAUUCCAAUGAGUAAAGAGGAGAGCAAAAGAAGCAAGUAUAUUUACGUGGCAAGAAAUCCAAAGGACGUUGCUGUUUCAUUUUAUCACUUCGUCCAAAGCUUUGAUCCUGGCAGUUAUUUUAAUGGGACGUGGGAGUUCUUCGUAAAGUUGUUUCUUGAGGGCAAAAGUAAGGAUUUUUAUUUGUUAAAAAUGGUUUUCACUGUGAGCUACGCGGAAGUUUGACGGCAUUGGGAGCUCGCCUCCUACUGUAUCUGGAAGUUCGCCACCUGAGGAAAAACAAGUUCGCUCCCACUUUUACCAGUUCGGACCAGUUCGUCCCUAAAUCUUUCAAAGCUAUCAUGAUUUCGACAGCAAAAGAAUACGUUCUGCCUUAGGGACUGCCUCGGUGAGGUAGAAUAACAAGUAUAACAAGAAAUUUCAUUUGUUUUUAUCAACUGAGUUGAUAAUGUUAAUUGGCCAUCGUAAAGAGUUUCAAAGCUCAUGUUUCGGGCGUUGGCCCUUCGUCAGAGCGAAUGGCAAAUGGUGAGUGAUUUGCUCUGACGAAGUGCUGACGCUCGAAACGUCAGCUUUACAGUAACCAAUUUACAUCAUCAACUCGGUUGAUAAAAAAUUAUCUUGGAAGGUUUAAGGGCGAGGUAGGAACAGUGGGUGUGAACUUGUUUCACUUCAGGGGGCGAACUCGCAAAGGAGGUAAGAGAACGAACUUGCAAUAGGGCGAAACCUCCAUAAAUCUUUAGAUAUCACGUUUCGGGCGUUAGCCCUUCGUCAGAGCGAAGAUAAAUGGCGAGUGAUUUGCUCUGACGUAGGGCUGCGCUGAUUUGCUCUGACGAAACGUCUGCUUUGAAACACUUUACGGUAACCAAUUUAAAUCAUCAACUCGGUUGAUGAAACAAAAAUUAUCUUGAAAGGUUUGAGCUGGGGAAGGUGGGUGCAAACUUGUUUCACUUCUCGGGGCAAACUCGCAAAGGAGGUAGGAGAGCGAAUUUGCAAUGGGGCGAAACCUCCAUAAACCGUUAGAUAUCUGUGAUCAAAUGAAAUGAUUGUAAAUUUAAAUAAUUUCCCACAGAUUCCUAUGGCUUUUGGUGUGAUCACGUGGUACCCUGGUGGAAACACAGAGACGAACCUCACGUCUUAUUUCUAACAUAUGAAGGUUUAAAGAAGGUGAACUAUUUUCAUGUUUUACUCAUCUGUGUUUUGGUUGAAUUACAAAUACAUAAGAUCAACCUUCACUAAUCCCACGAUUGUAAGGCGAAUCCGAGACUGCUCGCAAUAAGAGAGCGGGUAUUGUGCGACCAUAAAACCCCUAUAAAUAAAGAGUGAGUAGUUGCACACGUCUAAACUAGUAGUGAUUUCCUUAAAAACCCAUUUACCUUUCAGGAUCUAUCUGGUAACGUUCGACUAAUCAGCGAAUUUCUCGAGAAGCCACUUUCAGAUGAAGUAAUCCGCAAAAUCACCCACCAGUGUACGUUUGCAGAAAUGAAGAAAAACUCCAACUCUUAUGUCAUUUCGGCAUAUGCUACAAAACCAAACUUGCUUCGCAAGGGUCAGAUUGGAGACUGGAAGAGCCUCUUCAGUGAAGAAUUAAACAAGCAAUUUGAAGAAACGUUCUUGACGAAAUUGCACGGGACAGGACUGCAUUUUGACACAGAAUAACGAACAUUGAUUGGUUUUCAACUUGAAAAUCGAUUCCUUGUAAAAUGCAUUUUAGUAAUGUAGUGCUUUUCUUUGCAAUUCUUCAAGCUAUUGCGUAGCUAAGCAAAGCAAUCUCUUUUCUGUGAAGCUUCAGACGGGCACGGAUGAAGAGUAAUAUGGGUGUGGUAGAGUGACCUAAAGUUUGUACGAGGAGAGAAAGCGAAAACGUUAAUCUCGUUCCCAGAUCCUACCUUUUAACUGCAACUGAAAAGUCGGACUUUACAACCACUUGACCGUGGAGAGUCUGGAUACGAGACUAUGAAAACGUAGAG